This is a messenger RNA of Cynoglossus semilaevis (tongue sole), 1622 nucleotides long. RefSeq names its product peroxisomal biogenesis factor 12 (gene pex12). Gene Ontology annotation, molecular function: zinc ion binding; ubiquitin-protein transferase activity; protein binding. The transcript is spliced from 4 exons. NCBI's taxonomy places the organism in Eukaryota, Metazoa, Chordata, Actinopteri, Pleuronectiformes, Cynoglossidae. Gene Ontology annotation, biological process: protein monoubiquitination; protein import into peroxisome matrix. Gene Ontology annotation, cellular component: peroxisomal membrane; peroxisomal importomer complex. The record is from RefSeq and is a predicted model, not a curated record. Bases 186 to 1277 code for a protein of 363 amino acids.
UGUGGACGGGUAGUGUAGAUGUUGACAUAUUAAACAGUAUGUAAGGAUUCUAUCGUAGUAUUGAAAUAAUUGGAGCUACACCGAGCAGCGUUUGUGUUGUUGAAUUUACAGUUAUUUAAUGUAACUAAGUACUUUCUUAGUGACGCAGUCUGAAGUGACAGCAACAGCAGAGAGAGGCAGCAGCCAUGGCGCAGACCGGAGCUCACCUGACUUCUACGGCUGUGAACGAGCUGCCGUCGGUGUUUGAGGUUCUGGCUCAGGAGUCUCUGAUGGACGGACUCAAACCUGCACUGAAACACGCUGUGAAGGUUCUGGCAGAGUCCAAUCCGUCCCAUUUUGGUUUCCUGUGGCGGCACUUUGAUGAGCUCUACCUGCUGCUGGACCUCCUCCUACAGAACCACUUCCUGUCACACUGCAGCGCCUCCUUCUCUGAGAACUUCUACGGCCUGAAAAGAGUGUCCGGCGGGCGGGGAGCUCCUCUUCACCUCAGCCUUCACAGGAAGUCACACUGGCGAUCCCUCCUGCUGUUGUGCGUGGUGCCGUACCUGCGGGCCAAGCUGGAGGCCACGUUGGCAAAGCAGAGGGACGAGGAGGACUUUUCCAUCCAGUUAGCACGCAGCAGGAGCCAGAGGUUGUACAAGGCGGCGGUGGCGGCGUAUCCGUACGUCAGCUCGGCCUGGCAGUCCUGGGUCUUCUGUCAGCAGCUGCUCUUUAUUUUUGGAUUCACAAAGACUCACAGUCCUCUGCUGUGGUUGGCCCGGGUCAGACUGGCACGACUCAGUGCACAAGACAUCAGAGACAUGGAAAUGAAGACCAGCAACGGUGGCAACCUUGUUGACAAGAGCCUGGCUCAGAGGGUCUGGUGGUUGAUGUCACGUGCGGCGAGGGGCGUGGCCGUGUCCCUCUCCACCUCCCUGUCCCUGGGCGUCUUCUUCCUGCAGUUCUUGGACUGGUGGUACUCCUCAGACAACCACAGCACAGUGAAAGCUCUCACCUCCCUGCCCGUUCCUCCACCCCCCCUUCACCUGCAGGAGGAGCACAGCGGCAGCAGGGAGUCGCCGGUCGUCCAGGGUAAAGAGUCCGUGCGUGGCUGUGACGGCAGGAGCUGCCCGCUGUGUCGGAAGCUGUGCACGAACGCCACGGUUCUGUCCACCUCUGGCUUCGUCUUCUGUUACCGCUGCGUCUACAUGUACGUGAAGGCGAACCGCCACUGCCCUGUCACGGGGUAUCCUACUGAACUGCAGCACCUGGUCAAGAUUUACGCACCUGAGAGUUGAACCACUGCACUCGCACCUGUACUAAUCGCCCACAGGUGGCGCUCAUCUUAAAGAAAUAAAACUGGAGAAUUGUCAAGAGGGACUUUCCUGCACUUUUGAGAAAAAAAAAAAAAUCUGACAAAAUCCAUCUGCGUUCUCCUGUUGCACAGAUGACUUUACCUUAUAACUGGACUUCUUCUUCUAUAAAUUCCAGCUACAGUGCCUCCUUGUGGCUGAAAUACUGAACGUUGUUUAACCAUAUGCUGUAAUGCAGACAUUUGUUGUGCCUUUUUGAUCUUCCUGGAUAUGUGCAAAUAUAAUGGUAGAAAUGUAAAUUUGUUAAAUGUAUUUUACACUAAAAUAUUU